Messenger RNA from Belonocnema kinseyi, 1572 nucleotides. It is a transcript of the gene eIF2Bgamma, whose product is annotated as translation initiation factor eIF-2B subunit gamma. The transcript has 4 exons. The record is from RefSeq and is a predicted model, not a curated record. The coding region runs from base 147 to 1502 and encodes 451 amino acids. Gene Ontology annotation, biological process: cytoplasmic translational initiation; biosynthetic process. Gene Ontology annotation, cellular component: eukaryotic translation initiation factor 2B complex; guanyl-nucleotide exchange factor complex. Gene Ontology annotation, molecular function: translation initiation factor activity; guanyl-nucleotide exchange factor activity. Lineage: Eukaryota; Metazoa; Arthropoda; Insecta; Hymenoptera; Cynipidae.
AUCCUUUUAAAUUUCUAGAUGCAGAAAAUUGUUAGGUUAGUUUUGUUGUCAUGCUCUGAAAUCGAGGAAACUUAUUUUGAUUUUUAACGCCACAGAAGUGUAAAGUAUUGAGAAACAUUUAAUAAUCUAAUCCAAAUAUCGAGAAAAUGGUAGAAAUGACAGAUUUCGAAGCAGUGGUGCUAGCUGCUGGAAAAGGAUCUCGAAUGAUGGAAGUGACAGCUGGAAAACCGAAAUGUUUACUGCCAAUCGGCAAUUUUCCAAUGAUUUGGUAUCCUCUUCGGCUUUUGGAACAUGCUGGGUUUUCAUCAACUUUUGUUGUUGUCUCGGAAUCAGCGAAAAGUGAAAUAAUCAACACACUAGAAAAACUUAACCUCAAAAUUAAGUUGGAUUUUAUCGGAAUCUCCGAAGAUGAUUUAGGAACGGCAGAUUCCAUGAGGAUCAUACAAGAAAAAAUAAAGAAAGACUGUCUAGUAAUUUCUUGUGAUUUGAUCGCAAAUGUUGACAUCACCCCACUUUUGGAUUUGUAUAGAAAAAACAAUGCUAGUAUUGCGGCUUUAAUGCUUCCUGUUCCGAAAAUUGCUGAGGAUUGUAUAAUUGCUGGACCCAAAAGUAAACAGAAACCAGAAAUCGACCUCAUUGGUAUUGAAAAUACAACGAAUCGUCUGGUCUUUUUUGCAUCAGCUUCCGAUUUUGAGGAAAAUGUUUUCUUAUCCUCGAAACUUGCCAGGAAACACACGGAUUUUAAUAUCCAUUCGAAAUUGUUGGAUGCUCACCUUUAUGUUAUUAAUAAGUGGGUUUUAAACUUCUUAGCUUUCAACAAAAGUUUUAGCUCCAUAAAAGGAGACUUGUUGCCUUACGUUAUUUCUAAGCAAUUAACGAAGCCUCCGAAACCUCUAGCAGAAGAUAAAAAUAAUUCCGUCGUGAAGCUCGACAUAAAGGAAGACAUACAUCGUUUUUGCAGUGAAAAUCCUCUCGAAGCUCUUGUUAGGGAAAUGUCUUCUUUCAACGACUGCAAUUCGAACUUAGACGAUCCCUAUCAUGGAGAUAUUAUAAGAUGUUACGCUUACAAAAUAAGCGAACAAUGUGGUUUAAGGGCAAAUACAAUUCAAAUGUAUAGUUUAGCAAAUGCAACGAUUGACAAAUUGUGGAAGAUCGGAAGCAACAAUGUAUCACAAAAUGCUACUGUAAAAAGUACACAAGUUCAGGAAUGUCGAAUUGAUAAUAAUGCUUUUAUUGAUGAAAGAACUUCUUUGAAACAAAGCAAUAUUGGAGCGAAAGCUACUGUUGAAACAAAAACUAGAAUUGCUAAUAGUAUAUUAAUGGAUAACGUGACGAUUAAACAAAAAUGUGCUAUUACUAAUAGCAUUCUAUGCAAUGGCUGUGUAAUUGAAGAAGGAACAAUUUUGAAAAAUUGUUUGGUUGGUGCCAAGUUUACAGUUCCAAGUGGUGGAGAUCAUUCUCACGAAAUGUUAACUGACGCGGAUGAACUCAUGGAAAUUUAAACUUAUAUUUUAAUAAACAGUUUAUGAAAUUCUGUAAAUGCCUGUUGUAAUUAAAUUAGUAAUUUUCUAA